Messenger RNA from Cheilinus undulatus (humphead wrasse), 2828 nucleotides. RefSeq names its product BEN domain containing 3 (gene bend3). Gene Ontology annotation, molecular function: DNA binding. NCBI's taxonomy places the organism in Eukaryota, Metazoa, Chordata, Actinopteri, Labriformes, Labridae. Gene Ontology annotation, cellular component: heterochromatin. The transcript is spliced from 4 exons. The record is from RefSeq and is a predicted model, not a curated record. Bases 135 to 2597 code for a protein of 820 amino acids. Gene Ontology annotation, biological process: rDNA heterochromatin formation.
CAGAGAAGCCGAGCGAGAAAAAAAUAUCAACAACAAGAACCCGAGCAACCUGCAAAUAGAGCUCCGUGACAGUGAGCAGACAUGUCCCACACGUCGUUAACAGCCCCAAAGGAUUGCAUGGACUCGUAAAGGCUAUGAGUUCCUCUGAGCAUGGAGCAGUUUCAUAUGAAGCGAUGCUUGAGAAAGAGUACAAGCAUGUCCAGGACUAUAAGGAGGAAAUGGAUGACUUUGCCAUAUGCAAGCCACCAGAAGGACAUGGAGGAGAAUCUCCUGGAGCCAUUGGCGCUUGUAAACGAUCGUCUGCAGACAUGGGCCCAAACACAACCCAGUCCACUAGCAGCAAGAGAGUCAGAGUCUCUUGUGAGAUGAGGCGGCACUUGAUAGAUGAAAGCAGCAGACUGGAGCCUCUAUGCUUAACCACGACUGGAGAGAAGAGGGAACGAGCCCAGCAGAAAUCCAGAGUCUCCUACAGAAAGCCUCUCUUCAGCAUCUCUCACAGGAUCUCUGAGAAGAGAAACACGCCAAGUCUGGAUCAGCAAGCCAGUCAUGGUGCAGGGAAUCCAAUCAACUUCAGCAGCAUCUUCUCAUCCAAGCUCCAAAGUUCAGAGGAAAACAGCCCAUUAGAGACCUUUGGCACCACAGAUUCUUUAAGCCAAGCUUCCUCCACAGACUCUACCCUUUAUCCACUUAUUGAGAAAAUGUUUCUCAUUCUCAAUACCCUCAAUUCAAGCAUGACCCAGCUGCAUAGCAAAGUGGAUUUGCUAACCCUUGAGGUCAUGCGAAUAAAGAAGCAGAUCAAACCAGCUGAGAUGGUAACAGAGUUCCAGCCGCCGCCUGAAUAUCUGCUAACAAGUGAGGAAUUGAAUCAGCUGAUGGAGCAGACGUCCAGCGCUGGAGAGCUUGGGUGUCGGCUGCUGGUGCAUCUCUUCCCAGAGCUUUUCAAAGCCAGGGAGUGUUCUCACGAAUGCAUGGCAAGCAAGAGGACACUCGAGUCUCUGCAUCUGCAGCUGAUCCGUAACUAUGUGGAGGUAUGCUACCCCUCCGUGAAGAACAACAGCGUGUGGCAGGAAGAAUGCCUCCUUCAGAUAAAUGACUUAUUUAAUCGCUUCUGGGCUCAGAGGGACAUGGAGAGUGCUCGACUGCUAAGGAAGCAGACAAUCACAGGUGCUGGGGUAAAGACUGAGCAUCCUCAAACCUACUGUUUCAUUAAUGAGCAGGGCCAGGAAGAGCAUCUCCCUUUAGAUAACCAGCAGGGCAGCCUGGCUGUGUCAGACCUCACUUUUGAUACACAAGCCACAGAGGAGCUGGAUGAGUUCUCCUCCCCAGAGGAUUUUGUUAUUUUUCUAAUGCACCGUCUUUUCCCUGAGGUUUUUGAGGAGGGGAAAUUGCCUGAAGGCUCUGGCAGUUUUAGCAGUGUGGGGCAGCUUAUUCUGGACUCUGACAAGAUGGACAUUAUAAGAAAGUAUAUGGAAGCUAAUUUUCCUGAUGUGCCUGAGGAUAGCUGGCUUCAGGUGUGCAUUCAGCACAUGGAGGAUGCACUCGAGGGUCCUCACAGUAACGGCAAUGGAAGUGAUCCUGAUAAUAUCAACGAUGAGAGCUAUGACCUGGCCAGCUUUCCUGAAGAUGUUUCUAUUAUUAAAGUACCUGAGGCAGGUGACCAUGAGAGGCCCAGUCGCAAGUCAAAAAAGUCACUUCUCACUCCAGUGGAUUUUGACAAUCUUGAGAUUCCUCUUCCUGACUUCACUGUCCCCCAGGAGUGCCUCUUAUCCAGGGAGCAGCUGAAGAACAACUAUGAAUGUAGCCUGUCCAUUGGGAACUUUGCCUCCCGACUGCUGGUGCUCAUGUUUCCUGAGCUCUUCACCCAUGAGAACACACGGAAGCAGUACAACUGCAGUGGUUCUCUUGGUAAAAAGCAGCUCGACCCUGUCCGUGUCAAUCUGAUACGUCAUUAUGUGCAGUUAGUUUAUCCUCGAGCUAAGAAUGACAGAGUGUGGAUGUUGGAGUUCGUGGGCAAACUUGAUGAGAGAUGCAGAAGACGGGACACGGAGCAGAGAAGAUCCUACCUGCAGCAACGUAAAACGUAUGGUCAGGAGUCGGAGCAGGACUUUAUCAGCCAGCUAAAUCAGCUCAAUGCAGAUGGCAUGAGGGAGGAUUCAGAAAUUCCCUCUUUACCUCCAGAAAGAAGUAGCAAAGACUUUUGCAAAAUACCCCUGGAUGAGCUGACUGUGUCCAAACCUGACUUCCCCGUACCUCAUAUCUACCUGCUUUCAGACACGGAGGUACGGGAAAUCAUUCAGCAGAGUCUUUCUGUUGGGAACUUUGCUGCCCGCCUGCUGGUGCGCCUUUUCCCCGAGCUCUUCACCCAGGAGAACCUGCGGCUGCAGUACAACCACUCAGGAGCCUGCAACAAGAAGCAGCUCGACCCCGUUCGCCUGAGAUUGAUCCGUCACUAUGUGGAAGCAGUGUAUCCUGUGGAUAAGAUGGAGGAGGUGUGGCACUAUGAGUGUGUGCCGAGCAUCGAUGAGCGAUGCCGGCGUCCCAAUCGCAAGAAGUGUGACAUUCUUAAGAAGGCCAAGAGGUCGAGCACUGUGUCCUAGUUACUGUUCACUUAGCCCAGUGGUUCUCAGCUGGUGGGUUGGGACCCAAAGGUGGGCCACAGAGGUGUUUAUGAAUGUGUGGCAUCAAGAAAAACAGGCAAGGGGCUCAUGAUGUAUGAAAGCCCUAAGCAGACAUACACCCACUUUAUCACCUCUGCCAAGGAGGUGAUGUGAUCUGCAGGGUUUGUUAGUUUGUUAGCAACAUAACUCAAAAAGUUAUGGACGGAUUUU